GCCCCGGCGGCGCGCGCGCGCAAAGAUGGCGACGCCCUAUGUGACGGACGAGACCGGCCGCUACAUCCCGUCCACGCAGCGGCCGGACGGCACCUGGCGGAAGCAGCGCCGGGUCAAGGAGGGCUACGUGCCCCAGGAGGAGGUGCCCGUCUACGAGAACAAAUACGUGAAAUUCUUCCGGAGCAAACCCGAACUUCCCCCAGGGUUAAACCCCGAGCCCAGCCCGUCCCCCUCGAGCCGAGGGACCCCGGGGCGGCCCGAGGGCAGCGACCCCUCCCCAGCUUUAUCCAAAACCGCCCGGAGGAACCUGAAACGCAAAGAGAAAAGGAAACAACAGCAGGAAAAAGAUCGGGAGAGCGACGGGGGGGACGGACUGAGCGCGGCGCUGGAAAAAAUCUCCUUGGGCAAAGGAGGAGGAGGAGGAGACAACGGAGGAGGAGGGACAGGGGGAGAAAAGGGAGGGGAAAAAAGCCUGGAAAACGCGGAUUGCAGCGGCAGCACCGAGAGGAGCCGGCGCAUCAAGAGCCUGAGGAAGAAGCUGCGGCAGGUGGAGGAGCUGCAGCAGCGCCUGGAGCGCGGGGGGAUCCCCCAGCCCACCAAGGAGCAGCUGGAGAAGCUGGGCAGGAGGAAAGCGCUGGAGGAGGAACUCAGGGGCUUGGAGCUGGACUCGUAAUCGGGGGGGGAGGGUGAUUUUUUUGGGGGGAUUUUUUUGGGUUUUUUUAAACUUUUUUUUUUUCAUUUAUUUUCUGAUUUUUUCCGAUUUUUUUUUUCCUUUAUUUUUCUGAUUUAUCCCAUUUUUCCCCAUUUUUUUCUGAUUUUUCCCCAUUUUUUUCCCCAUUUUUCCCUUUUUUUUUCCUUUUUUUUUUCCAUUUUGUUUCCUUUUUUCCCCAAUUUUUUCCAAUUUUUUCCAAUUUUUUUCCCAUUUUUCCCGAUUUUUUUUCAUUUUUUUUCCCCAUUUAUUUCUUUAAUUUUGUUGUUAUUUUAUUUGUGGUUUUUAUUUUAUUAAUUUCUUGGUUUAUUUUCUUUUAUUUUGUUGAUUUAUUGGUUUAUUUUCUUUUAUUUGGUUGAUUUACUGGUUUAUUUUACUUUAUCCAUUCUUUGGUAUCUUCUUCUUUUCUUUAUUUUUUUACUUGAUUUCUGUGUUAUUUAAUUUUAAUUUAAAUUUUUUUUUGUUAUUUUAAUUUCUUUUUUUGCUUCUUUCAUUUUAAUUUCUUUUCUGUUUAUUUUAUUUUAUUGGCUUUUUGGUUAUUUUAUUUUUUAUUUUAAUGAUCUUUGAGUUAUUUUAAUUUCUUUCUGUUUCUCCUUUAUUGUAUUGAUUUUUUAUGUUGUUUUUUUUCUCUUAUUCUUUCAUUUUACUUUACUGAUUUCUUUUUGGGAUUUUUAUUGGGGUUUUCUUGAUUUUGUUUUUUUUGUUUUGAGGGGUUUUAUUUUCAAUUUUUAAUUUUUUUUUUUCCUUUUCUCCACUUUUUUUUUUUUUCUUUUUUUGGGUUCAGGUCGCUCCCGGUUUUUAAUGGGAUUUAAAAAAAGGGGGCAAUGAAAAAAAAAACAAACAAAAAAACAAACAAACAAAAAAAAAAACACCAAAAAAACAAAAAGGGGCCGUGCCCCCCAACCCCCCGUGUCCCCCUCCCCCCUCUGUGUUGCAGCCCCCCCACCCCAAUUUUUCCCUUUUUUGUCUUUUUUUUUUUUUUUUUCCCUUUUAUUUUUAAAAACGGUGCAGGAAUAAAAGAGCAGUGACCC
This is a messenger RNA of Oenanthe melanoleuca, 1740 nucleotides long. RefSeq names its product PYM homolog 1, exon junction complex associated factor (gene PYM1). Bases 26 to 673 code for a protein of 215 amino acids. NCBI's taxonomy places the organism in Eukaryota, Metazoa, Chordata, Aves, Passeriformes, Muscicapidae. The record is from RefSeq and is a predicted model, not a curated record. Gene Ontology annotation, cellular component: exon-exon junction complex; cytoplasm. Gene Ontology annotation, biological process: exon-exon junction complex disassembly. Gene Ontology annotation, molecular function: RNA binding. The transcript has 3 exons.